ACGCCAGCUCCCGGCCGCGGCACAGCAGCCCCGGCGCUCCCCGCGCCGCCCCGCGCAGGCGCCCCCGCCCCGCCGUCGCCGCCGCCGCAGCCAGGAGCCGCUGCACCAUGCCCCGCAUAGAUGCGGACCUCAAGCUCGACUUCAAGGAUGUCCUGCUCCGACCUAAGCGGAGCAGCCUCAAGAGCCGAGCCGAGGUGGAUCUUGAACGCACCUUCACGUUUCGAAAUUCAAAGCAGACCUACUCAGGGAUUCCCAUCAUCGUGGCCAACAUGGACACUGUGGGCACGUUUGAGAUGGCAGCCGUGAUGUCACAGCACUCCAUGUUUACAGCAAUUCAUAAGCAUUACUCCCUGGAUGACUGGAAGCUCUUUGCCACAAAUCACCCAGAAUGCCUGCAGAAUGUAGCCGUGAGUUCAGGCAGUGGGCAGAAUGAUCUGGAAAAGAUGACCAGCAUCCUGGAAGCUGUGCCACAGGUUAAGUUUAUUUGCCUGGAUGUGGCCAAUGGGUAUUCAGAACAUUUUGUGGAAUUCGUGAAACUUGUCCGUGCCAAAUUUCCUGAACACACCAUUAUGGCAGGGAACGUGGUGACAGGAGAAAUGGUAGAAGAGCUUAUUCUUUCCGGAGCAGAUAUCAUCAAAGUGGGAGUUGGACCAGGUUCUGUGUGCACCACCCGCACCAAGACGGGAGUGGGGUACCCCCAGCUGAGUGCCGUCAUUGAGUGUGCCGACUCUGCCCAUGGCCUGAAGGGCCACAUCAUCUCUGAUGGAGGCUGUACGUGUCCAGGGGAUGUCGCCAAAGCCUUUGGAGCUGGAGCAGAUUUUGUCAUGCUGGGAGGAAUGUUUUCGGGUCAUACGGAGUGUGCUGGAGAAGUGUUUGAGAGGAACGGACGGAAGCUCAAGCUCUUCUACGGGAUGAGCUCUGACACCGCCAUGAACAAGCACGCAGGAGGAGUUGCUGAGUACAGAGCCUCUGAGGGUAAGACUGUGGAAGUUCCUUACAAAGGAGAUGUGGAAAACACUAUCCUGGAUAUUCUCGGGGGACUGAGGUCCACGUGCACCUACGUGGGGGCCGCCAAACUCAAGGAGCUCAGCAGGAGGGCAACAUUCAUCCGGGUGACCCAGCAGCACAACACCGUGUUCAGCUAACCCUGGGGACAAAGCAGCGUCUGGCUCGAGUGGAAGCGUCCAAACCUGCUUUUCCCAUCUCCCCCCAAGUCUGUUCCGUCAGAGCUUCUGGCUGCUCCUGAAUGGUGGAAUGCUGUGUCCUCUCUUCUGUCUCCUGCUGCCUGGAGGCUUCGGGGCUCUCCCGCCUGCCUUCUCGGGGCCCAGACGCAAGGCACCGAUUGGGCCAACAUCAGAGCCCUGCUGCCCAGAACUCAUAACCUCAUUGUUCAAACCAACACUUGCACCUUUCUCUUUUUCUCUUUCUCUCUCCCUUUCUUUGUUUUUCUUUCUUUUUUAAAAGAAGAUGGUUUCACUUUAAUAUAAUGCUAUUAUCUUAAGACUUAA
Molecule: messenger RNA, 1508 nt
Organism: Homo sapiens (human)
Lineage: Eukaryota; Metazoa; Chordata; Mammalia; Primates; Hominidae
Gene: GMPR
Product: guanosine monophosphate reductase
Exons: 9
Coding region: 108-1145 (345 amino acids)
Biological process (GO): purine nucleotide metabolic process; nucleotide metabolic process
Cellular component (GO): GMP reductase complex
Molecular function (GO): oxidoreductase activity; GMP reductase activity; catalytic activity
Source: RefSeq, marked reviewed